Euleptes europaea (tarantolino) is the source of this 810-nucleotide messenger RNA. It is a transcript of the gene COMMD10, whose product is annotated as COMM domain containing 10. NCBI's taxonomy places the organism in Eukaryota, Metazoa, Chordata, Lepidosauria, Squamata, Sphaerodactylidae. The record is from RefSeq and is a predicted model, not a curated record. The coding region runs from base 25 to 627 and encodes 200 amino acids. The transcript is spliced from 7 exons.
AGAGGGUGAUUGACAGCCGUCAAAAUGGCGGCGCCCAUCGUUAUUCCGGAUACCGGCAGUGUCAGAAAUGCAGUGUCUUUCAUCAACACCAUAGACACUGGCAAGUUCUCUCGACUGCUCUCCCGCAUCCUUCAGAAGCUUCAUUUAAAGGGGGAAAGUACUUUCACAGAAGAAGAGGAAGAAAAACUUCAAAUUGCCUUCUCAGUGGAAAAACAGGAUCUUCACCUUGUCCUUGAAACAAUAACAUUCAUUUUGGAACAGGCUGUGUAUCACAACUUGAAACCAACCAUUCUGCAGCAGCAACUGGAGCAUUCCCAUGUGGAUCAUGAUAAAGCAGAAGUGUUUGCCACUACAUGGGCUGCCGCAGGGCCAGACACAGUGGAGAAGUUCAGGCAAAGGAUUUUGUCACCUCAGAAGCUUGAGACGGUUGGAUGGCAGCUUAACCUUCAGAUGGCUCAGUCUACCCAAGCAAAACAGAAGUCUCCUCAAGCUGUAUUGGAACUUGGAGUGAGCAAUCAAGAUUCAAAGAAUAUGGAGAAAGUGUUUGUGGAAUUCAAUCAUCAAGAAUUGUUUGAGUUCUAUAAAAAGUUGGAAACUAUACAAGCACAGCUGGAUUCCCUUACAUGAUGCUGUUUGAAGAUUAACUUCUUUAUCAUAUUCCUGCCAUUUCAGUAUUUUCUGUUAAUGAUAGUCCAACUGCGUGCUGGAUGUACUCAGGUGAUUGCUUUUGGUAAAUGGCUUAUCUCUUCUCUGACCAGUAAUAUUAGCUAAAGGAAAUUUUACGAGAACUGAUGUUCCAAUUCACUGCUU